Ceraceosorus guamensis is the source of this 573-nucleotide messenger RNA. RefSeq lists its product as hypothetical. The coding region runs from base 147 to 524 and encodes 125 amino acids. The record is from RefSeq and is a predicted model, not a curated record. The transcript is spliced from 2 exons. Lineage: Eukaryota; Fungi; Basidiomycota; Exobasidiomycetes; Ceraceosorales; Ceraceosoraceae.
CAUACACGUCGCCUUCACGCCUGCUCGCCUACAAAAUGGUGCAGGAGACGUGAAUAGUGAAUACUCACGACUGACGUGAUCGGAGAGCGCCGAAAUGCUGUAGACGUCGUCUUCGCUUGCGCGGUGUGCUCUCUCUCCAUCGUAGCAUGGCGCCAUUUCAAGCCAAAGGUGUCGCAAAGCGAUGUGCUUUGUGCGUAGCGCGCAUGCACGGAUGCACCGCUUGCUGCAUCCGUGCUUCACGAUUGUCGCGAAAGUCGCACGAGCCUUGCCAUGCAUCACAUACCUGCAUUGUGAUUCUUUAUUUUGAUUGUUACCGCUUCGAUGGACGAGGGCGAGAGGCUGGCUCAGUAUCCCUGAUUUUGUAUCUGCAUGGGUUCGGGGCCGCGAUGAGGCUGCAGCUGUCGAGCGGGGCAAAAAGCACGUCAGCGAGCAUGUCGCUCAUGUGUAGCUUGUAUACUUGCAUUGUACCUCUUAACGCUUCGACCAGAGGGCUGCACGCGGGUCCGCCACUUCACAAGGCGUGAAGUCCUUCAAAGGUUGCUUGCUGGCCAAAAGCUCAGAGGCAGCACGACU